Messenger RNA from Blepharisma stoltei, 339 nucleotides. Lineage: Eukaryota; Ciliophora; Heterotrichea; Heterotrichida; Blepharismidae. The record is from the annotation of a GenBank genome assembly.
AUGCGCCAUCAUCGGGCAACCACUAUACAGGAUUAUUGGAUCGACUUCAGAACAGUCCCAAAUUUCCUAUUACCUGCCUGCAGGCACCAUCACUAUUUUAGCACGUGUUUGCAACCAGCUCAAUGCUUGUAUGGACUAUACGAUAAAAUCAUCUAUAUCUGUCAGCAAUUACAAAAGCAGCAGACGAUUGCAGUCAGAUGCUUUAAGAACUUCUUAUUCAACGCUGACUCUUGAUCCAGACAACAUAUCAUAAACCAUUACUUUGUUCUGCAGCAGCACUUCAAUUGACAGUUCACUGUUCGCCACAAUUUGGAGUGAUCUGAAAUCCUAUGUCUCUAG